AUGUCCUCAUCAAAUAUGGUAAACACAUUAAUGGAACAAAUAAAACAUGUACUUCUUCGCCUAAUUAAAUAUUCAAUCAAAUGGAAGCAACCAAUCAACUUCAGUAAAACAAAUUGGAUACUAUUUUAUCGUCAAGUUGUUCCACUAAUUCCAAAUAUUGUGUGUGAAAGACCCAAUAUUGAACAUGUCAAGAAAUUCAAAUAUCUUGGUACAAUAUUAGACGCUAAACUAUCAUUUACUGAACAUAUUGAUUACAUCGAAGCAAAAUUUCGCAUCAAUAUGAGUAUAUACAAACGACUAGCUCCCACUCGUAUGAUGAGUGAACAAAUUAAUUAUAAACUGUACAAUGCAUUCACUAGACCGUAUCUUCAAUCAAUACUUAAUUUUUUUCCUAUUCUUUCGCUUACUAAACAGAGACAAUUUGAAGGAAUAAAUCGAAAAAUCUUUAAACCAAUACAUCAAUGA
Molecule: messenger RNA, 465 nt
Organism: Rotaria socialis
Lineage: Eukaryota; Metazoa; Rotifera; Eurotatoria; Philodinida; Philodinidae
Source: the annotation of a GenBank genome assembly